AUAUAAAAGGAGUUCCAGAGAGACUGGAAAUAUACUACAGCUUGCUUCCUUCGAUUCGACAUCAAAUAUGAAGUCCUGUGUUCUAAUUUUAGCAGUUGCCCUUGCAACCGCUCAGCAGUUCGACCAGAGACGUGAACUCAGCACAGCCGUCAGACUUGCUGGUCCUGGAUUCUUCCAGCAAGGAGCCUCUUUUGCUGGUCGUUCCUCAUUCGACAACAACGACUUCGACCAGCAGACAAGAUCUUUCUCCACUUUCGACAACAACAACUUCCAGAACCAGAACAAUAAUUUCCAGUCAACCUCUUUUGCUGGAGACAGGAACUUUGGAUCGUCCCAGUCUUUCCAGAACGAUAACCAGUUCCAGUUUGGAACAGCAUCUUUCCAGGGGAAUCAACAAAACCGAUUUGUUUCAUUGGAUUCCAGUAACCAGAAUCAGUUCCAGAACCGUCAAUUUCAGCAGAAUCAACAAAACGCACUUUCCUCCAACGAUUUUCAGCAAAAUAGGAAUAACCAAUUCCAGUCUAUUAGUUCCACAAGUAAUUUCCCCCAGAACCGUUUCCAGGAUACAUUUAACCAGCAAAAUUCCCAGAACCAGUUCCAGACUUCUUUUGACAGAGAAAACUCCAGGAAUAGAAUUACAUUGCUGGAUAAUGUCCAGCUAACUCCCUCUGCUCGUUUCCAGAGUGCCUCUGGACAGCAGUCUUCUGGAAUCUCCUUCCAGACUAACAAAAACCAGCAGAACCAAUUCCAGCAGUCAAACCUUAACCAGAGAAACUUUGAAAGCAACUUCCGUUCAAAUAACAACAACCGAUUCUCCAGUGGAAGUCAGUCUCAGUCUGGCGCUCUCUUCCGAUCAGGUUCUUCUUCCAGCGAAUUUAAUGGAGAAUUUGACGGUGUUUUCGAACCCUUGAACCUUCCCUCUGGAGCCAGUGCUUUGCUUGGAAGCAUCUCCACUUCCUUCAGCUGUGCUGACAGACCUUAUGGAUACUACGCUGACCAGCAGAACUCAUGUCGUGUCUUCCACAUCUGCAAUCCUUAUCUCUUCUCCGAUGGACAAGUUCAGACUUACCAGUACAGCUUCAUGUGCGGCGAGGGCACCAUCUUUGACCAGAACGAGAUGACCUGCAAGGCAGAGUUCGAUGCAACACCCUGCCAGGAGGCCCAGAACUUCUACUUCAGGAACGAACAAUUUGGUCGCCCAGAGGAAAAGUCUUUCAGUCGACACACUGACUCCUUUGUAUCAGCACCAACCAUGAAGCUCCUCCUACUUUCUCUUGCAGUUGCUCUCGCAGCUGGACAACAGUUCCAGCAGAGUCUGCAAUUCAAUCCAGCUGUCAGGCUUGCUGGUCCAGGAUUCUUCCAGCAAGGAAGCACAUUGAGUUCUGGACCCAGCUCUGGCGCUGCCAACAGAAACAGUCAAUUCCAGAAUCGGGGAUCUAAUAUUCAGCUCAAGUCUCCCUCAAGUAACAGAAACUCUGAGUCAUUUGCAAGGAUCCAGAAUGAUAAUCAGUUUCAGUCUGGAAGGACAACUUUCCAGCAGAACCAGAAAAACACUUUGAAUUCUCUUGUCACGGGCAACCAGCAAAAUAUAUUCUCAUCCACUGGUGCAUUCCAGCAAGCCGGGGGCAACCAGAUUCAGUCUACCAGCAGUGUAAGCACGUCUCAGAUCAACGAUGGUCUCAGAUUUGAUUUGAACCAAAGAAAUCAGCCUCAAACUCUUUCUGAUAACCAACAGGACUCAAGAAGAAACCGCCUCACAUCAUUCAGCGUCCAGCUGACCCCCUCACUUCGCUUCCAGGAUCAGCAGGUAACUGGAACUUCCUUCCAGUCCAACAGGAAUCAGCAGAAUGCUGAUGGUCAAUUGCAGCAAACUAGCUUCACUGGAACAAGGUUCGUAAACAACAACAACAACGACAAUAACAACAUCCAGUUCAACACCAACAGCCAGGUGUCAUCCACAAGCCAAUCGCAGUCCAGCAACAGACAGCAGCUGAACGCGGCUUCCUCCCUCAGCCAGUUCACUGACGAGGUCAACGGCGUCUUCGAGCCUUUGAACCUGCCGUCGGGCGCCACCCUUUUGCUGGGCAGGAUCUCAUCCUCCUUCAGCUGCGCCGACAGACCUUAUGGUUACUACGCUGACCAAGAGAACUCGUGUCGUGUGUUCCACGUCUGCAACCCUGCUCUGUUCUCUGACGGCAAGAUCGAGACCUACCAGUACAGCUUCAUGUGCGGCGAAGGCACGGUCUUCGACCAAGACGACAUGACCUGCAAAGUGGAGUACGACGCAACACCUUGCCAGGAGUCCCAGAACUUCUACUUCAGAAACGAACAGUUUGGUCUCCCGCAGGAGAAGAAUCCCUGAAGGUUUUCACAGGCAAUGACGACAGGCAUCCGCGUUCCAAGUAUAACAAGUAUAAACCAAAAGCAAGUGGGUUAUGAUAGAAAUGAUUAAGUGGUGGAGGACGUCUAAAGUGCUAUUUUAUGAGCUACUCCGGUAGUUUUUCAUAUGGGCUGAAUUCCGAGGAGGCAAUUAAGAACAAAACCCUCAAGAAGCAGUAACUGAUCAUCUCGACAUAACAUCAAAG
This is a messenger RNA of Macrobrachium nipponense, 2585 nucleotides long. RefSeq names its product homeobox protein 2-like. Gene Ontology annotation, cellular component: extracellular region. Gene Ontology annotation, molecular function: chitin binding. Lineage: Eukaryota; Metazoa; Arthropoda; Malacostraca; Decapoda; Palaemonidae. The coding region runs from base 68 to 2362 and encodes 764 amino acids. The transcript is spliced from 6 exons. The record is from RefSeq and is a predicted model, not a curated record.